Messenger RNA from Hemiscyllium ocellatum (epaulette shark), 3542 nucleotides. It is a transcript of the gene eya4, whose product is annotated as EYA transcriptional coactivator and phosphatase 4. Gene Ontology annotation, cellular component: nucleus. The transcript has 20 exons. Gene Ontology annotation, molecular function: protein tyrosine phosphatase activity. Gene Ontology annotation, biological process: cell differentiation; multicellular organism development; positive regulation of DNA repair. The record is from RefSeq and is a predicted model, not a curated record. Bases 319 to 2220 code for a protein of 633 amino acids. Lineage: Eukaryota; Metazoa; Chordata; Chondrichthyes; Orectolobiformes; Hemiscylliidae.
ACUUUUAGCGCCGAAAUAAUCCUGUCCCAGAAAGAAUGGGCAUUAUUAAACAUAACACGGUUCGAAUAUAGUAGUCGAGAGUUCGACACUGGCCCUCUUGGCCGCCGCUCUAACAAAACGCUGGACAUCAAUUUUUAUCAGAGGAAAGGAAAUAGCGCGCCCCGGGAAGGGAGACUGGCAAAUCAUUCGAUUUGGGGGGUGCAAAAGAAACUGUCGAAAGUAAGCUACGAUUGAAAUUUCCAGUUGCAAGCAUACUAUAAUCUUGAAGGGCAGUAAAAGCUUCAGCAAAUUACAAAGAAGGAGUCAAGGAACCCCCACAUGGAAGACCCACAGGAUUUAAAUGAACGAUCGGUAAAGAAAACACAGCCAGACUCAGAUGUUACAGAGCCUCAGAACACCAGGUCUAUGGAAAUGCAGGACCUAGCAAGUCCGCAUAAUCGAGUGAGCAGUAGUGAUGUUUCUGCUGGCUCAAAACUGGACAAGGCCAACCUGAGUAACACCUCAAUUAUAUCAAAUGGAACAGCGGGAGACACCAUGACUAUUUUAAACACUGCAGACUGGUUGCUAGGUUGCAGCACCCCCGCCUCUGCAACAAUCAAAACAGAGCCAAUGAGCAGCAGUGACACUGCCACAACAACAGGAGAUGGAUCACUUGACAGUUACACUGGGUCAGUAAUAACAAGUAGUGGCUAUAGUCCAAGAGGAAUACACCAAUACUCACCACAGCUCUAUCCUUCCAAGCCAUACCCACACAUUCUUUCCACACCAGCAGUACAAUCAAUGACAGCUUAUGCUGGACAAACCCAGUAUUCAGGAAUGCAGCAGCCUGCAGUCUAUGCUGCGUAUUCUCAGACAGGCCAGCACUAUGGAUUGCCCGCUUAUGGAAUUAAGACAGAAGGUGGACUUCCACAAGCACAAUCUGCAUUGCAGACAGGAUGCCUCAGCUACAGUCCAGGAUUUGCUGCUCCCCAACCAGGCCAGACAGCAUAUUCCUAUCAGAUGCAAGGAUCCAGUUUCACACCAUCUCCUGGUAUUUAUGCAAGCAGCAACUCUGUUUCCAAUUCAACAAGCUUCAACAGUUCCCAUCAGGAUUACCCUUCCUACACAGCGUUCGGCCAAAACCAGUAUGCACAGUAUUAUCCAACUUCAACAUAUGGCACAUAUAUGACCUCAAAUGAUAGUGUUGAUGGUACCUCUUCAACGUCAACAACUUAUCAGCUACAAGAUCCUUCCUCUAUCACUGGACAACCAGGUACAGAUCUUCCUGGAGGGGAGUUUGAUACAGUGCAGAGCCCAUCAACACCAGUCAAAGACCUGGAUGAGCGAACGUGUAGGAGUUCAGGGUCAAAGUCACGGGGAAGGGGAAGGAAGAAUAAUCCAUCACCACCUCCUGACAACGACUUGGAGCGAGUAUUUGUCUGGGAUCUUGAUGAGACAAUCAUCAUCUUUCAUUCUCUGCUCACAGGAUCGUAUGCACAAAAGUAUGGUAAGGAUCCACCAAUAGCAGUUACACUCGGACUUCGAAUGGAAGAGAUGAUUUUCAAUCUGGCUGACACACAUUUAUUUUUCAAUGAUCUAGAGGAAUGUGAUCAAGUACAUAUAGAUGAUGUCUCCUCUGAUGACAAUGGACAGGAUUUAAGUACCUACAGCUUUGCAACAGAUGGUUUUCACGCAGCUGCCACCAGCGCAAACCUCUGCUUAGCAACUGGUGUGCGGGGAGGUGUUGAUUGGAUGAGAAAACUAGCCUUCCGUUAUAGGCGUGUAAAAGAAUUAUAUAACACUUACAAAAACAAUAUAGGAGGGCUUCUUGGUCCAGCAAAAAGAGAUGCUUGGCUUCAGUUAAGGGCUGAGGUUGAGGCUCUGACAGACUCAUGGCUGUCAAAUGCACUUAAAUCAUUGUCAAUCAUCAGCUCCAGGAGUAACUGUGUUAAUGUUUUGGUAACUACGACGCAACUUGUGCCAGCACUUGCCAAAGUCCUAUUGUAUAGCUUAGGUGGUGUUUUCCCUAUUGAAAAUAUAUACAGUGCAACCAAAAUAGGCAAAGAAAGUUGCUUUGAACGAAUUAUGCAAAGGUUUGGCAGAAAAGUAGUAUAUGUUGUUAUUGGGGAUGGUGUAGAAGAAGAACAGGCAGCAAAAAAGCACAAUAUGCCAUUCUGGAGGAUAUCGAGCCACUCUGAUCUGUUGGCUUUGAAUCAAGCACUGGAACUGGAAUACUUGUAGUUGCCUUGAGCAGUACAGCCAGAGAUACAAUGUUAACAACCUACAUAGGAGUAUAUGAAGUUUCCCUCUGUGAUCUGAAACACCUCUGGCUUCCACGUUUGUCUUAAGAAAUGAAGAGAUAUGAUUUGUCAUGUGAGGCUAUUGUGAAUUCAAACUGCUGAACAGUGACUGGUACAUUAAAACUCUGCAUAAGGAACUAUGUUGGUCUUAGGAAAUAUUGUUCAUUAUAGAUAAAGUGCAAGUUGUGUGUAUUUUACAACUCUUCAAGUGAUUAAACAAUGCCCAGGAUGCUUGAACAGCUUUUACAAUGAACUAGUUCUUUUAAGAAGCAAGAAGCUGCUACCAAUGCAUCCGGCAUGAAGUUGUUCAACGGCAUUCCUUUGCCAUUGGAUGUUCUCAAUAAUGCAGUGUUUUAGCAAACUUUAGUCUGCUUAUCCAAGCUGAACCUGCAUUAAAGGUGCACUGGGCUACAUUGACAAUCACAUCUAGACCUGCAGUUUGUGUAACUUAGUUACUGUGACAGCUUACUCUAAGUUAGCAGCUGUAUUCAAAAACGUAAUGCUUUUAUGAGGAUAGUCACUUUUUGUAAAGCUUGACAAGAAGAAUAUACAUAAACGAUGUGCUGUGCCUUAAAAUAAGACAGUGUUGGUGUGUUACAAUGUAACUUCUGUUCCACAAAUGUAUAGAUAAACUCUUUGUGAUGAUUAAUUUUUUGAAAUGACCAAAUUAUUAAAAGAAUCAGAAAUAAAAGAAUUCUGCGUUGUGUAAGCAGAGAAGAAUUGUUCCAGACUGUUGGUCUAAACAGGAAAUUAAAAAUUGGAGAGUUUUUGUCUUUUUACUUGGACUUUUAGUGUUUAAUUGUAAAUUACAAUCCUUAAUGAUAUCCAGGAGAAACAUUUUAAUUUAAACUGUGAGGUAAUCUAUUUUAGUCAAUAAGAAACAGCUUGACACUUUUUGAUAUUAUGCUUGUCUUUACCAUUUCUGGGAGUUUCUAAAAGAACUUUUGGUUUGGGCACUUAUUUGAUUUCAUGCUAGUUCAUAUUUUCUUUAAAUCUUAAAACUGUAAUACCAGGAAUUCAUUCACUUUAUAGAAGCUGUAUCCCAAUCCACCUCCUGUCUCCCCAUUUGAUGUAUCUAUGAAUAAAGGGGAUGUGUGGAUAAGGAUUUUGAACAAGUUUAUGGGCUUAUUGCAUCUUAGGAAGUGUCCAGUUUUCAUUGACUGAUUCAAUUUACAAAUAACAUAAAGCAAAGAGCUAUCUAACUUUUACAACCAAUGUUGCAAUUUUCUUUCUAAGCCUGUGUUGUAGUUCCUAAUAUACAAU